AGGAGGUUAGCAUUGGAAGAGCCGAAGAUAGGUUUGUGUUGUACAGUACAGGGGAAAAACCCGCUGUAACUUUUAAUAAAAACAUUUUGACAAAGAAGAUCUGAUGAGUUUGUUCUGUUAAAAUUAUCACUCCCAGCUGUUCACGGAAAUCAUUGAAUAGAUUCAGGACCAGGACACCAACAGUGUUGUUGAGGAUUCCUUCAUUUCAUUAGCCUGCCCUAAUAUGACUCGAUGGGCUUUGUGUCAGAUCAUCAACAUAACCAAAGUAAAAGAUGGUCAUCCCUACAGAAUAUGUGAAAAAUUAAAUGGGACUAAUUAUGAAACAAUAACUUGGCCUGAAGCACAAUACAGUUUGUCCAUUGGGUUGGCCCUAGCAGUCACCUCUAGUCUCCUCAUUGGCUGCAGUUUUAUACUUAAGAAGAAAGGCCUCUUGCGAUUGUCUGAAAAAGGAAUUACCAGAGCUGGUCAAGGAGGACAUGCCUAUCUAAAAGAAUGGCUGUGGUGGGCAGGACUCCUUUCGAUGGGUGCUGGGGAAGCUACUAACUUUGCUGCCUAUGCAUUUGCACCUGCCUCGCUGGUUACACCACUAGGUGUAUUAAGUGUGCUUAUAAGUGCUGUGCUCUCAUCAUAUGUCUUAAAUGAGCGACUGAAUAUUCACGGCAAGUUAGGAUGCAUGCUGAGCAUUGUAGGGUCAACAGUAAUAGUGAUCCAUUCUCCAGAAGAGGAAGGAGUUCAUUCCUUGCAUGAGAUGGAAGAAAAGCUAAAAGGCACAGGGUUCAUCAUAUUUGCCAGCAUAACAAUCAUAGCCUCCCUGGUACUGAUGAUAUUUGUUGCCCCCAAAGUGGGACCAAGUAAUAUACUGAUCUAUAUCUCCAUUUGUUCACUGAUUGGAGCCUUUUCUGUAUCUUCUGUAAAGGGAUUAGGUAUUGCCAUAAAGGAACUGCUUGAAAAGAAACCAGUAGUCAGCAAGCCACUGAGCUGGAUCCUACUCGCCACUUUAAUUAUUUCUGUCAGCACUCAACUCAAUUAUUUAAAUAAAGCUCUCGAUACCUUCAACACCUCAGUAGUGACCCCUGUUUACUAUGUAUUCUUCACCACUGUUGUCUUAACUUGUUCUGUUAUCCUUUUCAAAGAAUGGAGCAAUGUGGAAAUUAAGAAUGUCAUUGGAAUUAUCAGUGGAUUCUGCACCAUAGUCUUAGGCAUCUUUUUACUUCAUGCUUUUAAGGAUGUUCAACUCACCUGGGGACAAUUAACAUCUCUCAUUAAGAAAAGUGAGACAGCAGAAAGAAAUAGAUUUGACCCCGAUGACCACCAUACAUUACUGGACAAUAUAGACAGCCCAUCUGCUAUUUAUGAUGAUGAAAUACAUUUAUUCUUUAACAGAACUGUUGGUUCUAAGGAGUGUUCUAACCUGAGAUAACUAGAAAAACAUGCAUAACUUUCCAAUAAAUGACUGCAUCUAGAACAUUUUGAGCUCUGCAGAAACAUUACAUACCAUCAAUGCAUUCAAAGAAUUCCAAGAUCUUCAAUCUGGUGUAGAAAGGACAGAAUUCUUAUCUGUAUGGUGUUCAGUUAUAGAUUUUACAAUCUAUUGCUUAUAAUUCAAUAAUUUUUGCAUUAAAGUGGGUUAACCAAUAAUCCUAAUUAAUCAAAGCAAUGCAAAUAACAACAUGUUAAAAGAUAUAACUUGAGUUAAGCAUUUUUGACUUAUAAGUAGAAAACUCAUUUCAAUUUGAUGCAUUUAUAUCAAGGUUCACAUGAGAACUGGUUUGAAAUGUAAGUAUUCUGUCUUUGGAUAAUGAGAUUCUUAUGUUUGAUGUUAUACAUAAUCAAAAUGGUUCAUGCCAGUAUAAAGAUUAAAAUCUGGGCUGCAACUCUUGAGAUAGUUGUAGUGUAAAGUAUAGUGCAUAUGGCUUUUUAAAAUAUUGUGACAGCACUUUUUUUAUAAAUUAAAUUAUUGUAUACAAUGGUUAAUAUAACUUGGCAUUUGAAAUUAAUGCUUAUAAGUAAAUUAAGUUCUACAGAGAGAGCACUGUACUCCUCCGAGCGGAUUAUAUUGAAUGGCUAUGUAUUGAGUCUGCAUAUAACUUCAUAAAUUUUUAUAAAUAAAGGUUUGCUCUGGUAUUUGAGAUACAAA
This is a messenger RNA of Carcharodon carcharias (great white shark), 2137 nucleotides long. Its product is annotated as magnesium transporter NIPA2-like. NCBI's taxonomy places the organism in Eukaryota, Metazoa, Chordata, Chondrichthyes, Lamniformes, Lamnidae. The transcript is spliced from 6 exons. Gene Ontology annotation, cellular component: membrane. Gene Ontology annotation, molecular function: magnesium ion transmembrane transporter activity. The record is from RefSeq and is a predicted model, not a curated record. Bases 224 to 1420 code for a protein of 398 amino acids. Gene Ontology annotation, biological process: magnesium ion transport.